Messenger RNA from Lycium barbarum (goji berry), 1720 nucleotides. Its product is annotated as protein PIN-LIKES 3-like. Bases 231 to 1475 code for a protein of 414 amino acids. The transcript is spliced from 10 exons. The record is from RefSeq and is a predicted model, not a curated record. NCBI's taxonomy places the organism in Eukaryota, Viridiplantae, Streptophyta, Magnoliopsida, Solanales, Solanaceae. Gene Ontology annotation, cellular component: membrane. Gene Ontology annotation, biological process: endoplasmic reticulum to cytosol auxin transport.
UCGGUACCUUACUAUAUAUGUCACUAUCUAUAUUUAUGUAUUGCCUUGUCCAUUUGUACGAUUGUAAACUAGUGGCUAAAUUAUGAUGGAUUGUCGAUUCCUGAUUCAAUUCUCUUCAAUUAGAGCAGUUUCAAAAUUUAGAAAUACUAUAAGUAUGAAUUUCUGACCAAGUACCCCUUACUGGAAGAAAACAUAUUAGGCAAAACUCCUAGAAAGUGCUCAUCUUGAGGAUGGGAUUUGUGGACUUGUUCGUUGUAGCAUUAGUGCCUGUUCUUAAAACACUUAUAAUUACUGGUGUUGGCUUAUUCCUUGCUCUCAAACGUGUCAAUCUCCUUGGCUCUACUGCUAGGCACCAUUUGAACAAUCUUGUGUUUUAUAUUUUUACUCCUGCGCUGGUGGCUAGCAGCUUGGCUGAGACAGUAACAUCGAGCAACAUUGUCUCAUUAUGGUUCAUGCCUGUAAACAUCCUUCUCACAUUUAUCAUUGGUUCAGCACUUGGAUGGAUACUUGUGAAAAUCACAAGAACUCCCAUAGAACUCCAUGGCCUUGUUAUUAGUUGCUGUGCUGCAGGGAAUUUGGGGAACUUGCUUCUCAUCAUAAUUCCUGCAGUUUGUGAGGAGAAGAAUAGUCCAUUUGGAGAUACAGUUACAUGCUUCACAAAUGGAAAGGCAUAUGCGUCACUAUCUAUGGCGAUAGGAGCAGUGUAUAUAUGGACAUAUAUCUAUAACAUCAUUCGAGCAUCUGAAACACAACAUAAUACAACAACCGUCGACAUAGAGAAUUCUGGAGAAGUUCCAAAAGUAUUGUCCGAAAGCUGUACAAAACCUUUACCUCCAAAGGAUAGCCUACAAUCUGAUAUAGACCAUGAAGCUCAACUUGCAGUACCUCUCAUUGGAUAUGAAACCGCAGAUGAUCAGGGACAUGUUGUGAAAAAGAUCAAAAACCAUAUCAAAAUAUGGACGCAGAGGAUCAAUUUCAAAAUGUUGUUUGCACCAUCAACAAUUGCUACGAUGGUUGGGAUCUUGAUUGGUGUAUCGUCCUUGCUAAAAAAGAUAAUGAUUGGAAAUGAGGCUCCAUUGCAUGUGAUUGAUAGCUCUGCAUCUAUGCUUGGAGAAGCUGCAAUACCAGCCAUGACAUUAAUAGUUGGAGCAAAUCUUCUUAAAGGACUGAAAAAAUCAGCAGUAGGUAUGUGGGUUGUGAUAGGAAUUCAAGUAAUACGUUAUGUGGCGUUGCCACUAUCUGGAAUUUGUGUUGUCAAAGCAGCACAACAUUUAGGGUUGGUUGGAUCAGAUUCCUUAUAUCAGUUUGUACUUCUCUUGCAAUAUGCACUUCCCUCUGCCAUGACUAUAGGUACAAUCACACAGUUGUUUGAAGUUGGUGAAAGUGAAUGCUCAGUGAUUAUGCUAUGGAAUUAUGCACUGGCAUCUAUUGCUCUUACUCUAUGGACGACUUACUACAUGUGGAUUUUAUCUUGAGCUUAUGUACAAAUUAAAUAUAUCAUGUCAUCUAAUAUUAUAAUAGCGUAUUAUAAUUCAUACUCAAGAAACCCCAACCCCAAAAUAUCAAGGCUCAAACAAGAAUAAAAUAGGCGUCGAAAGAAAAAAAAUAAUGUAAUUUAAGGGGUAUAAUGAAGGGGUUCUUGUAAAUUUUGUACUGAUUGCUUCGAUUUUGAUGUUAAGAGUGUUUAGAUUUAUAACAUUUGCCAAAGAGGCAAUGAGCA